AUGCGAAGGAAAUUAAUGCCUUUUGGAUGUUGUUUUUUCUUUGGCAGACAACCAUUGUCUUCCUUCAUGCAAUGGAAAGCUCUUUUGACCAUCCACAGCGAUUCAUCCACCUUUCUAAACCAUCAUCACUCUUGUCGAUCGUUUUCAACAAGUUCUCUCUUGACCGCUGGCAAGAAUAAUCUUUUCUUGAAGAAUUGUGGAAUCCCUUCAAUUACCGCAAUAUCAAAUCAACAGAAAGGCCAUAGCGGGGGUAUCACGUUCCAAAUAACGAGGGAAGGUAUUCUUGACAAGCCCAAGGAUAUCAUUGAGGAAUUGGAAAAGAUGUAUUUGACAGGAAAAUUACGUUUAGAUUCUUUGCUCAUUCUCCCACAGAUGUCAUUGGAACAAAAACGAAAACUUUUGGACAACCCUCAAGACUGUCCAUACUGUCCAUCGGUUUUUAGUCAUGAUUCAAAUAGGGAAUACCUUUUAAAACAAUGGAGAAGAUUUGACUUGAUGUUUAAAUGCGGUCUGUCUGAUGCAAUAAUUGUCCGUCCAGAAGAUCAACAGUUUUUUAUGGGCAAAAAAGAAAGAGAGGGAUUUGAUGGAGAACAAUACCUUUUUUUGGAUAUGAUGCAUGACACUCCCAGUGAGGUGAGAAAAGCAUUGUGGAAAGGAUAUAAGGCUUUGACCUCUCCAAUUCAAGAGGAUCCACACCAUACUGAAACAAAGCCAAAUGAACCACACCUUUCCAAGAAGACAAAGUCGUAUGGCGAGGACUUGAGGUCGAGAGAAAACUAUGAACAUUACUGGAAAGGUAUCAAACCAUCAUCUCGUCCAGAUUUUUUAAUUGACCAAAUGGACUACUCGACCCUUGACGUUGUAAAACAGAUUGAUGAUUACCUCCUGUUGAGGUGGUGUCGAUAUUUCAAAAUCGAUUUCCAAUUAAGAAACGUUAAGUCUGUUCACAAGAAUUGUGAAAUAGCUCUAACGGAAUUUCUUGAAGGUGUUUUGAUCUUUAAGGACGGUACUCCUUUUGAAGAGAGGGAAGAGAAAACUCGUGAAAGGAUGAGGCAAUCACUACUUUCGAAGGAAAAGAAGAUUGACACUUUUGGAAAGCAUCUCUCUCUUCGCAAUUAUAAGAGCUUUCCUUUGGGCUUUUUUACAGCUCCUCAUAACAAGGAGAAAGAGAAGAAGCAGGACCUCCCUAUUUGGUGGAAAAUGCAAGAAGAGGUGGGACAUUUGAUGGAUAAAGAAUCACACAUGAAGCUGAGAGGCAAAUACUACAAGCAUGCAGUGCUAUUAUGUUGGAUAAGCAGAGUUAAAAGUUUAGAAGAGAAAAAUAUUUCUGAAAUCAAGAAACUCUUGAUUGAAAAAGAAGAAAAAGAGUUUGAAAGGUUACUUGAAAAGAGUGGAGUACAGGUUGCAGAUGUUGAAGAAACUCUUCACCAAUAG
Molecule: messenger RNA, 1434 nt
Organism: Naegleria fowleri
Lineage: Eukaryota; Heterolobosea; Eutetramitea; Acrasida; Naegleriidae
Exons: 1
Coding region: 1-1434 (477 amino acids)
Source: RefSeq, a predicted model, not a curated record